GCAGCUAGUCCGGUGCACUUUGGUACUUUUCUCGCCCUUUUCAUCAACCGUCCAACGGAGAAUUUGGAAAGUUUUCUUUAUCAAUUUUCUCGCGAAACCGCGGCGGUUCCCGAUAACCAGAAUAGUGGAUUACGGUUUUUCUCUUGGUGUAUUUGUUUCUUGGAUUGCUAUAAGAAAGAAACGGUCGCAGGAGAAAUUCAAACAAAAUCGAGCAGCGAGAAAAAUGUUGUGAUCGCGACAAAUGUGCGAGAAAAUAAACCAGAACAAUUUUUAAUUAUUAUUGUUCAGUGCUACAAGUGUACACCGCGAAACGACCUUUCUUUAAAAAAAUAUUUUUUUUUUAGCGAUUAAUAUAACGAAAUAAUCAUUAUGAAAGGAAGAGAAAAGCUGUGCGCCAAACUGUCGAGCGCAUUCUUGAGGAAGUGGUGGUUCGUCGUGGCCAUAUCCUUAGGAAUAAUCUUCUUUGGAAUAAUCGUAGUCCUAUUCUUUAUGUCAUGGGUCAACUUGGUUAUAAAUCACGAAGUAACGUUACGGGAAGGCUCCCAAACGACGGAAUGGUGGGCCAGGCCUCCCGUAGUACCAAUGAUCAAAGUUUACAUUUACAAUGUAACGAACGCCGACGAGUUUCUCAAUAAUGGUUCGAAGCCUAUUGUGGAUGAAUUGGGGCCAUAUGUUUAUUUAGAAAAAUGGGAAAAGAAGAACGUAACAUUCAACAACAAUGGAACCGUGACUUUCCAUCAAGAGAAAAUCUAUCAAUUUGACGAAGCCUUAUCUUCAGGGUCCGAAGAUGACGUCGUCGUGGUACCAAACAUUCCUAUGCUGAGUGCCACCUCACAGUCCAAACACGCAGCAAGAUUUUUAAGGUUGGCGAUGGCCAGCAUCAUGGACAUUUUAAAGAUCAAACCUUUCGUUGAAGUAUCCGUCGGGCAACUUCUAUGGGGAUACGAGGAUCCGCUGUUGAAGUUGGCCAAAGACGUUGUUCCUAAAGAACAGAAGCUACCUUAUGAGGAGUUCGGGCUUAUGUAUAAUAAAAACGGUACUUCAAAAGACAUAGUGACAGUCUACACUGGCGCAGAUGACAUAACCAACUAUGGCUUAAUAGACAAAUUUAACGGAAUGCCCAAGCUACCGCACUAUACCGAAGAUAGGUGUAAUGACAUCAAAGCUUCGGAUGGUUCCAUUUUCCCACCACACUUAACCAAGAAUAGCACCAUUCACAUCUUUGACAAAGAUUUAUGCAGAAAACUGCCGCUGAUAUUUGAGAAAGAAGUUUUGGGUUCAAACGACGUGCCGGCCUACAGGUUCACCCCGCCCAAAAACGUAUUUGCAAGCGCCGAAGAGAACCCUGAUAAUAUGUGUUUUUGUCCUCAGGGACCUCCGUGUGCUCCAUCUGGGUUCUUUAAUGUGUCCCUGUGUCAAUAUGACUCGCCGGUUUUACUAUCCUUCCCGCACUUCUAUCUUGCCAACGACAGCUACAGAACAGCCGUGGAAGGAAUCAGCCCUCCUGAUGAGGAAAAACACAAGUUCUUCGUUGACGUACAGCCACAAAUGGGCACAGCGAUGAGGGCGAAAGCCAGAGUCCAAAUCAACUUGGCAGUCUCCCAAGUAGUUGAUAUCAAACAAGUGGCCACCUUUCCAGACAUCAUCUUCCCCAUUAUGUGGUUCGAAGAGGGUCUGGACAGUCUUCCAGAAGAAAUGACCGCCCUAAUGAAACUGGCGACCGCAGUUGCCCCUAUUGCCCACACCGCCCUCUAUGCCACCCUCUUCGCAGUGGGAGUUUUACUGUUGAUCAUUGCGAUUUGGAGACUUUUACGUGGGGCCAACAGACUGAACUCCCUCCAGUUGGCCCCUGGUCACGUGGGAACCCCGGCCAAAGGCAAAGACGUGCCCAUGUCAAAUGUACCUAAAUACUAAUUUUUUAAAAUUUAAAUCAAACAGACGUAAAUAACUAAAAGAUUUGUUGCUCAAUGUAAAAAUUUUCGGGAAAUUCAAAGCGCGUCCAUGGUUUCUGUGAUAAAUCUUAACAAGAGAUGGAUACAUGUACAUAAUAUAGGACCCUUUUUAUCAGUCUUAGUGCAAUAAUUAUCACCUGUUUGUUGGUUGGAAAAUAGGGGUUUAGGGUCUUUUGUACUUAAAAUAAAUUAUUACUUUUAAGGUGAUGGCGUCUGCGUCAAAUAAGGAGACAACGAAUUGACGAUAAUCUAUGAACAAAGUAAUUUUAUACUUUUUUUUAAUGACAAUUUAUUGUAAAUAAAUAUCUCUUUUAAUAUUUGUUCUUUUAUUUACUUGGAACGGUCGUGUUGGUACCAGUACCACGUCUAACAAGGCCAUUUUAAUCCUUUAUCCGAUAUUUUGUGUAUAUUUUUAGAAUAUGAAAACUGUUAUUGUUAGUUAAGUAUUGUUAAUUUAGUUGUUAGUAAUUUGACGGUUAUUUGUACGAUAUAGUUUUGUAUAAGAAAUAGAUUUUUCAGGUUAGUUAA
Molecule: messenger RNA, 2480 nt
Organism: Anthonomus grandis grandis
Lineage: Eukaryota; Metazoa; Arthropoda; Insecta; Coleoptera; Curculionidae
Gene: emp
Product: scavenger receptor class B member 1
Exons: 11
Coding region: 370-1914 (514 amino acids)
Cellular component (GO): cytoplasm; membrane
Molecular function (GO): scavenger receptor activity
Source: RefSeq, a predicted model, not a curated record